This is a messenger RNA of Didymosphaeria variabile, 1812 nucleotides long. RefSeq names its product ATP-dependent RNA helicase. The record is from RefSeq and is a predicted model, not a curated record. Bases 1 to 1812 code for a protein of 603 amino acids. Gene Ontology annotation, biological process: maturation of LSU-rRNA from tricistronic rRNA transcript (SSU-rRNA, 5.8S rRNA, LSU-rRNA). Gene Ontology annotation, cellular component: nucleolus. The transcript has 4 exons. Gene Ontology annotation, molecular function: nucleic acid binding; RNA helicase activity; ATP binding. Lineage: Eukaryota; Fungi; Ascomycota; Dothideomycetes; Pleosporales; Didymosphaeriaceae.
AUGUCUUCCGCCCAGGAAAUUGAGACGAAGAAGCGUAAGAGGAAGCACAAGAGCAAGACGCGCGAGGAAUCGACUAUCGCAGAGCCCGUCAGCAACGGCGUCGCAGAACAACAGAAGCCCCGCAAGAAGUCGAAGAAGGAGCACACGCCCGAGCCCGAGGUCGCUGAGGAUGUGGCUAGCGACGCCGAAGAGGAGAACGAGGAGGAGCUCAAUGCGGAACUGAGGAAGAUUGCUGCCGACGCUAAGGUCGCUGAAGUUGAAGACGAAGACGAUGAUCAGUCCGGCGAUGAGGCAGACCACGUUGAGGCUGCUACCGGCGCGAAUGCAGACCUUGUUGCAAGCACUUCUAUGCCCACCGUCGACGACCCCGUCAAGUUUUCCGACCUCAAACUGAGCGACCGAUCCAUGAAAGCGAUCGAAGGAAUGGGUUUUGAGAGCAUGACAGAGAUCCAGCGCCGCGCUAUACCACCUCUGCUGGCUGGCAAGGACGUGCUCGGUGCUGCGAAGACUGGAUCCGGCAAGACUUUGGCUUUCUUGAUCCCUGUUAUCGAGAUGCUUUCGGCGAUGAAGUUCAAGCCACGAAACGGUACAGGCGCGAUCGUCGUUGCACCAACAAGAGAAUUGGCUCUUCAGAUCUUUGGCGUCGCGCGAGAACUCAUGGAACACCAUUCUCAGACUUAUGGUAUAUUCAUGGGCGGCGCAAACCGUUCCGCAGAGGCCGCGAAGUUGGUUAAGGGCGUAAACCUGAUGAUCGCUACCCCUGGUCGAUUACUGGAUCAUCUGCGAGGCACCGAAGGCUUCGUCUUCAAGAAUCUGAAGAGCUUGAUUAUCGACGAGGCCGACAGGAUCUUGGAGGUUGGUUUCGAAGACGAGAUGAGAAGUAUCAUUAAAUGUCUGCCGAAAGACAGACAGACGAUGCUCUUCUCUGCAACGCAGACAACCAAGGUCGAAGACCUCGCGCGUAUUUCGUUGAAACCAGGACCUCUCUACAUCAACGUGGACUACAGAGAAGAGCAUAGUACGGUUGCAGGAUUAGAACAGGGCUACGUCAUCUGUGACAGCGACUCAAGGUUCCGACUUCUCUUCUCGUUCCUGAAGAAACACCAAAAGAAGAAGAUCAUCGUAUUCUUCUCAUCUUGCAAUGCGGUCAAGUAUUAUGCAGAAUUAUUGAACUAUAUCGAUUUGCCUGUGCUCGACCUCCACGGUAAGCUCAAGCAACAAGCUCGAACCAAUCGGUUCUUCGAAUUCUGUAACGCACAGUCGGGAACUCUUAUCUGUACCGACGUAGCUGCCCGUGGACUUGACAUCCCCGAGGUCGAUUGGGUCAUACAAUUUGACCCGCCGGAUGACCCGAGAGAUUACAUCCACCGCGUCGGACGUACUGCGCGUGGAAGCAAUGGAAAGGGUCGUUCCCUGAUGUUCCUGCUUCCCAGCGAGGUAGGCUUCCUCAAGCUGCUCAAGGAAGCGCGUGUGCCCCUGGUAGAAUUUGAGCUGCCGGCCAACAAGAUAUUGAACAUCCAAUCUCAACUUGAGGCGCUGAUUGGAAAAAACUAUUACCUGAAUAAAUCGGCAAAGGAAGGUUACAAGGCGUACCUACACUCGUACGCGUCACACAGUCUGCGGUCUGUUUUCGACGUGCACAAGCUCGAUUUGGUCAAGGUCGCCAAGUCCUUUGGAUUCUCAACGCCUCCAAGGGUGGAUAUCACACUCGGCGCAAGUCUGGCGAGAGACAAGAAGGUCGAAGGACGAAGAUCGUAUGGCAGCCAGCCGAAGCAGGGCAGGAGGCCAAUGAAGCCUAACAAACGAUUCUAA